AGCGGCGUUUAUUUUCACAAUGAGCUCUGAUCAUGGGGCUGGGGUGUGUGAGCGGCGAGCCGCUCCGGGGUGGGUCUGUUCACGAACGUUAUUUGUUAAUAUGGCGACGCUCCCCGGCCGCUGGGGCUCUGAUUCCUGAGGCUUCCUUCCAGUUGGAGGAGGUUUCCUCACAGUGCAGGUUACUCCUCUUCUCUGGAGCCACACAAAUUCCCGAGUAACCGCUUGUGUUGAGUAAAGGGCGGGGUCUUUCUGGUCUUGAAUCGUGGUGCUCUUCUAGACGUGGACACAUCUGUAUGAGACGAACGGUAGAAAAUCCAACCAGUGUCUCGUUUCCUCGAAAGCAGACCGGUGAACUAAGGAGCUGCUGAACAUGAGUGAUGAUAAACCCUUUGUUUGCACCGCUCCUGGAUGCGGCCAGCGCUUCACGAAUGAGGACCACUUGGCUGUUCACAAACACAAACAUGAGAUGACAUUAAAGUUUGGUCCAGCUCGUAAUGACAGUGUCAUAGUGGCUGACCAAACUCCGACUCCAACUCGUUUCCUUAAGAAUUGUGAAGAAGUAGGGCUAUUUAAUGAAUUGGCAAGUCCGUUUGAAAAUGAAUUUAAGAAGGCAUCAGAAGAUGACAUCAAAAAGAUGCCCUUGGACAUGUCACCACUUGUGUUACCAGCUGUUAGGACUAAAGUGGAAGAUAUGCCAAUUGUGGAAACAACUCAUCAGAAUAGUCCGCUCCCUCACCCAGAGUCAACCACCAGUGAUGAAAAGGAUGCCCCAUUACAACAAACACAAACUGUAUCAACUAUUCGUCCAGCAUCUUUGCAAGUUCCUAAUGUACUACUUGCAAAUUCAGAAACUGGUGUUGUCAUACAACAGGCUUUGCCCUCUCCAACCUCUACUUCUGUCAUCACACAGACUCCACCAACAAACAGAAAUAUAGUACCAGUAUCUGGUUCAGUUCCUCUCUUGUUACAGCUACCUAAUGGACAGACCAUGCCUGUCACUAUCCCUGCAUCAAUCACAAACCCAUCUGUCCGUAUUCAUACAACAGUUCCUAUUAUCAGGCCUGUCACCAUGGUGCCUAAUAUCCCUGGAAUUCCAGGUCCUCCAGUCAGCAACAUGGAACCUUCCUCUCCACAACCUCUGCAGUCAGAAGCUAAACUGCGACUGAAGGCAGCUUUAACACAGCAGCUCCCUCAGGUUACUAAUGGUAAUAAUUCCAUUGGUCAAACAAGUGGCACAAUGAGGAUUCAAACAAAGGAAACACAUCCACAGUCACUGCAGGAAGCCGCAACUUCCACUACUCAACCAAUGAGCUCCCCAGGUCAGCCGACACAACAGGUCCAGACGAGUGGUGGGCGGAGGCGGCGAGCAAUGAAUGAAGAUCCAGAUGAAAAGAGGCGGAAGUUUUUAGAACGUAACCGAGCAGCUGCUUCAAGAUGCAGACAGAAGAGAAAAGUCUGGGUGCAGUCUCUUGAAAAGAAGGCGGAGGAUCUCAGUUCAACAAAUGUCCAACUACAGAAUGAAGUCACCCUGCUGAGAAAUGAAGUGGCUCAGCUGAAGCAGCUACUUCUGGCUCAUAAAGAUUGCCCUGUAACAGCCAUGCAGAAGAAAUCUGGCUAUCACAAUGUAGAAAAGGAUGAGAAUUCUAUAGACAGCCCGUUACCCAGCAGCCCCCAAACCCAAGUCAUCCAACACAGCUCUAUCAGCACUUCAAAUGGUAUAAGUUCAACGGCAAUGGCAGAGGCUGUUGCCACUUCUGUUCUCACCCAGAUGGCAGACCAGAGUUCAGAGAUAAACCUGCCCGUCCAGUCUCAUGUUACAAUUGCUCCUUCGUCUCAGUCUCAACCUUCAGCAAGUUGAUCGGAUAAUAUUUGCGUCACAUAAAUCAACAGAUAUUGUCUCAACGGUGACUGUAAAAUGGAAAUUUGAGAACUGGGACGACAGAUCUCCAAAAACAACUUCUAUGCUCCAAGUUUAGUGCUUUUAUUAGUUGUAUUUCAGAUGUGGCUACAGCAGUGUAAACAAAAUGAACACUUAACUUCAGCCUUGAAAACAGAUAUUUUAGUCAUUGUUCUUUGAUCCACAAUGCAUUUCUAUUUUCUACACUCAAGUAACAUUUAAGUAUCUUUUUCUGUCUGUCUUUAUGGCUGUGCAGUGGGGGACAAAAGAUUUUUGUGAGCAAUGUUAUUACUUUUUAAGGUGACUCUCCUGAAACUGUGAAGGAAGUAUCAAACUUAAUAUUACUAGGGAAGCUCAACGUGGGCUAUCCUACCUGUAAUCGUGUUCACCUGGUCAUGAACUGCUUUCCAGAGGUCCAAGAUAAACCCAGCCUCCAAUCCAUGUCAUGCAAACAUAACAUUGGAAAAGUGACAUUUCCAGUGCUUCUUUUCAAACAAAUGUUUUAAAUUUAAAACUGCUAACAAAUAUGUGAAGUAAUUCAACAAAACUAAUUACCCAUCUAAACAAGAAAUGAAUAAAUUUUUGGACCCUGAGCUGGCCAUGAGGGGGCCUUUGUUCUCAGACAUAGGAAGCAUUUAUCUCUUUUUGCCUUUUCUAAUUUGCACAUUGUGAUGGGAAUGAAAGAUUGAAAGAAUGUUCAUGAUUGUUAGUAAUUUUGUUUAAUUGGACUUAUGUUUUGUCAAUUUUUAAUAAGGUGUAGACAGUGUAUUUUGUUUUUUAAUCUUUAGUCUGAAAAGCUCAGCAACUUUGUUGGGUGUCAUGAUGAAUGAUGCAUAUUUCAGUGGUCUGUUAUUUAGACCAACGGUUCUGUGAAUGUUGCCUUUAAAUAUCACACUGACCUUUGGAAUCCUAUUUAAAUGAUUGUGUAUACAGAUAAUGAAUAUUGAUGAUUAACAUUCCAUGUGCCGUUUGAUUGUAUAUUAUCUUUCUUCUCAUCAAAACUUCUGUGAAAUAUUUGAUUUUACUAAAUGUGCCAUCAACACUGCAGUGACUUCUUGGUCAAACUCGGAUAUGAUUUGAAAUUGGAGAAACAGAAGAACUACUAGAAUUUUAUGCGUUGACACUGACAACAUCUGUAUGAAAAAGGAAGAAAGAUAUAUUUUGGACAACAGAAUGUCAGUAGUUCAAAGUUGUCUUCACGUGUGUAAAUAAAACUAUAGUUACAUCACAUUGAGCUGCCACAAAGGAGUUGCUUUUAGUAAAAAUAACAGGACAUGGAAUGUAAUUUCUCCAGUACAGCUUACAGGUCUUCUAGUUUAUAAUUGUGUAAUUUGUCAAAUUAGACUGUAGGAACUGAGACAGGAUGUUUGAUAGAAGCUUCUUGGGACCUUUGAAGAAACCUCUCAACAUAUAGUGGUAGAUUAAUAUCUCGUGAUGGAUAUCAGUUACACUAUUCAACAGAAUCAAUUUCAUAAUCCUUGUUUUACAGACUGUAUCUGUAGACAAAAAUUGUAUCUUUAACUUCCGGAUUGCAAGCUUCCCUUUCUACAGAGGUAGCUUGAGGUGUAAUCUUCCUCUUUGUGCAAUUUGCAUGAGUAAGUUCUCUGAGAGAAUAAAUAAUUUAUCAAAGAAAAAUAUGUCAAUAAACUGUUUUUAAAUGCGUAAAAGAACAACAUUUUUAUUUAACAGUGCGAGGGGUGUUCGAAGUGGAAUUAUUGUGUACUUCCUUUUAAUACUAGUGCUGCCAUCUGCCAAAACCAACUUGUAUAGCAGAAUUGACUUUUCCAGGCUCUGAAAUUGAAGCUUGAUUGUCUUGUUGGAUUACAGGUUAAUGAUGCAAAGAUUGCAGCACUUAAAGUGGCAUUGACUCUCUUCUUAGCUUUCUAAAAGCUAAUGUUGAAUUUGUUUCCAAAAUAAAAAAGUCCCAUGUUAAAAACUUCUCAAUUAAUUUAUUUUUCCCUCUUAUUUACAUAGGAUAUCCAUAACCACAAUAAUAAAUUGAACUUAAAAUCUAUCAUAAGAGGUUGUUGGUUGAAAAGUAACUCUUUGCAAUUUAAAUCAUUUGAAUUACUAAACCAGCAAGCACCAUAAUGCAUACUAAUGUAAAUCCAGAGUAAGUUUAAGUAAAUAAUUUAAAUGUUUAAUCCUAUUGAAACUAUUAUUUUCAUUUUAUAUUCAACAGAUUUCAUUUUUCAUCUAUUCAGAAUUAUCUAACCUGUCUUCUUAUAGCAUAGCAAAUCACUGAAUUUUCGGAGGUUUGUGUUUGAGUGGAGGUUUAAGUAAUAUUUAAGUUGAGAUAUUAGUUACAUUAAUAUGACAUUAGUUAAAUAUUUAUUUAAACUAAAACCAAAGGAAUCAAAAGCGAUGAUAUGAAAAUUGUGGCUGUGUGAGGAUGACACAGGGCAGCAGGUGUGAUAAACUGUUACAUCUCCAGGCAGAGGUAGCUGCAAGCAACAGCAGCAAAGAAAUUAAAGAAUAGCAGAAGUAAAACUCCCAGAGUACUUCAAUGAAUUAAAAGUUGUAUUUUUAAGCAGGUGCGAUGACAAGAAAUGUAAUUGUGUUCUUUGAAGUAUUUUUACCCCGUUACAUUGCUUCUGUUGUUCUCUGUUUUCAUGUUUCUAGUUCUGUACAGCUAUUAAUGUAAACAACCAUGUGCUCCUUCCCAAAUGUUUUCCAUUAUCCAAUGGUGUGCUACUGUCGAGCUUGGUUCUACUAUUGCCUACCAAAUUAUAGUCAGAGUGUCUCUAGAAAUGGCUUCCCAUCACACCUUUUUUCUCUACAUAUUCUCUUCGUCUAUUGGUUUCAUCACACAUAGAUUUAGAGCUAACUUCCGCAUCAAUGCUAAUAAUGGCCACUUUUACUCCACAUUACCUUCCUCAGUCUAUCCAGUAUUUAUGUCAUAUCAGAUGACAUGUCUAAUACCUUGUCUUGAAUGAGUUGCAAUUAUCUCCAGCCAAGUAUUGGUGAGACUCAAGCUGUCAGUUCUAGCAAUUCCAUGAACUUCAUUCCAAUGCUUUCCUUGUCUCAAGAUGAACAAAGCUAUUCGCAAUAGCGGUAUCCUAUUCAAUUAUGAGCUGAGUUUGCAUCAAGGCCAUGGAAUUCCGAAACCAUAACAUUGCUGCUAGUUCCAUGCCUCAGCCUACCUGCUGCUGAUACGCUCGUGCAAGCUUUUAUCACCCACACAGCACUUGUUCAGCUCAAUGUUGAUUUUAUUGGAUAAUGUUUCUAUGAUGUGCUUUUGGUCAUUUUUACUGUUAAACAUGCUAUAUUAAUGUAAAUAAUUUGUUUUGUCAUCCCCAGUAUUGAUUGUUCAGAUGACGUUCUAAGAGCCUCAUGACUUCCACCUUGCAGAAAUUUUGGUACCACUGUCAUUUGUUGUUCACUGACUUGCAAGGCCCAAAAAAGGCCGUUCACAUGCCUCUUAUUUAAAAUGUUCAGUCUUGUUUUUGAUUCCUUUCAGAUCCUCAUUGAAGUUCAUAUUCCUUAUCCUUUACAUCAACAAUACACCCUACUCAAACAUUAAAGUUCUAAAUUGCAGUAAGGCCAAUUUUGACAGUAUGAGGCAAGAACUUUCAAAAGUCAAUUGGGAGAGGCUUUUCGCAGGCAUUGUUGGAAAGUGGGAAGCCUUCAAAAAUGAGCUGAUGAAAGUCCAAGGCAGUGUUUCUGUUAAUGUGAAGAGCAAGGCUGUUAGGUGUAGGGAGUGCUGGAUGACUAGAGAAGUUAAGGUUCUUGUCAAGAAAAGGAAGGAGACAAUAUCAGUUAUAGACCAUUGGGAUUGAAUGAAUCCCUAGAGGAUGAUAAGGACAGUAUGAGUAUACUCAGGAGAAAUCUGGAGGCCACAAGGAGACAUGAGAUAGCUUUGGUGCAUAGGAUUAAGGAGAAUCCAAAGAGAUUUUACAAGUAUGUCCAGGACAAAGAGUAAAUAGGUCCAUUUUAAAGAUCAACAUGUUUGUGUGGUGACAGCUGAAGUAUAAAACAAAUAUAUUGUGUCAGUAUUUACUAUGGAGAAGGAUAUAGAAGCUAGAGGACUUGCAGAAGUAGUGAUAUCUUGAAAAAUGUCCCUAUUACAGAGGAGGUUGUGUUGAACAUCUUAAAAUGCAUAAAGGUGGAUAAUCCCUGGGAUCUGAUCAGGUAUAUCCCAGAAUUCCAUGAAAACAUAGGCAAAUGAUUGAGCCGCUUGCUGAGAUACUUGUAUAAUCAAUGGCUGUGGGUGAGGUGCCAGUAGACUCUAAGGUAGCUGUUCUAGUGCCAUUAUUUAAGAAAGCUGGUAAGGGAAAGUCAGGGGACUAUAGAUUUGUGAUGUCAGUAGUGGUAAAUUGUUGGAGGGGAUUCUAAGGGACAGGAUUUCCAUGUAUUUGGAAAGGCUUGGAUUGAUUAGGGAUAAUCAACAUGGCUUUGUGUGUGGGAAAUCAUGUGUCACUAAUUUGAUUUGAGUUUUUUGAGGAAGUGACAAAGAAUAUUGAUGAAUGUGGAAUGGUGGAUGUUGUUGAAAUGAACUUCAGCAAGGUUCUGCAUGAUAGACUGGUUAGCAAGGCUGGAUCACGUAGAAUCCAGGGAGAGCUAACCAUUUGAAUACAAAAUGAGCUUGAAGGUCGGAGGCAGAUAGUGGCAGUGAAGGGUUGCUUUUCAGACUGGAGACCAGUGACCAGCGGUGUGUUUCAAGGACUCCUGCUGGGGACUGGUUAGUACAUUUGCAGAUGAUGUCAAGAUUAGUGGUGUAGUGCACAGCGAAGAAGGAUGUCUCGGAGUACAAUGGGACCUUGUUCAGAUGCACCAAGGAGUGGUAGAUGGAGUUUACAGAGACACAUAGCUUGACAGCAUGGCAACAGACCUAUCAGUCCAACUUAUUCAUGUCGACCAGAUAUCCUAAAUAAAUCUAGUCGCAUUUGUCAACAUUCGGCCCAUAUCCCUCUAAACCCUUACUAUUCAUUUACUCAUUCAGAUGCCUUUUAAAUGUUAUAAUUGUACCAGCCGCCUCCACCACCACCUCUGGCAGCUCAUUCCAUAUCCACACCACCUUCUGCAUGAAAUAGUUGUCCUUUAGGCUCCUUUUAAAACUUUGCCCUCUCCCCUUAAACAUAUGACCUGUUAUUUUGGACUACCGUAUUCCAGGUAAAACACUUUUUUUUCCCCAAUAUAUGCCCCUCAUGAUUUUAUUAACCUCUAUAAGGUCACCCCUCAGCCUCCUAUGCUCAGGGAAAAAUAGCUACAGUCUCUUCAGCCCCUAGCUCAAACCCUGCAAUCCUGUAACAUCCUUAAAUCUUUUCUGUCACCUUUAUUUGGAAAUCCUAUGCCCUGAUGGACUUAUUUGCUUUAAUUUUCUCUGUGUCUGACUUGUACAAAGCAAUGAUACACUUUCUGCUACAACAAACAGAAAAAGCUGGAGGAACUCGGCAGGUAUGGCAGUACCUGUGGAGAAAGAAACAAGAUUACUAUUUUGAGCCUAAUAUGACUGUUCUGAAGAGUCAUAGUAUUUUGGUUUUAUGUAGCUUUUUGCUGUUUGCAAAUAAUACAAAGCACCUCAACAUGUGGCUAUAGAAAAUAUAGCAUGCAUGUUAGGUCAUUCAGUGCAAGAUGUCCUUUUCAGUGUUUGUUCAUAAACUGGAUUUAUAGUUGCAAAUUGUUUCUCUGAUCUUUUUCUCUGUUUAUAUUCUUGCUUUUCAAACAAUUAUUUAGUUCAGUUUUUUAUAAUUUUAUAGUUUCCCACUUUCAUCUACUCUGAACUCUUAUCUGUUCACUCUGUUAACCUUUCACCUACACCAUUUGGAAUUCUGCUAACUUGUAAAGCCAAAUGCCUGCUAUUCUUUUUCUACAGAAAAGACAAUGAAGGCUUAUCUCUUCAUGUAUCAGACUAUGCUAGAAGGGAUGGGCAGCAAGCUCUACAAAGUUAGAACUGGACUAUUGUCUGAAUCAUAAUGGUUCUUUUAUAGGCCAAUAUACCGCAUUUCUAUUUGCAAACACCACUGUUCCAUGCAAACUCAUUUUCUGGCGAUCCACACCCAUGCAAAUCCCUCAGGGAAGACUGCCAGUGAUUGCAUUGUAAUUUUUGUUGAUAUGCUUGUCAUACCUGAAUAAUUGCAAGUCUAGUGGGAGCUACAAGAUAUUGGUUUGAGGCGUGCUUAGUGUUAAUUGUAUGUGGGUGAAGUGGUACUUAUGAAUUCAGUGUUUAUUUUGGGCAAGGCCUAUCCAUUUACUUUGAUGUAAUUUCAAUUUCCAGCAUUGUUUGCAAAAUUACAACUCCUGCAUUUGUUGUCUCUGCCCAAACUUCAUUCAGAAUUAAAGGCAAUGUUCUUAUUUGUUUACCAUUAA
Messenger RNA from Stegostoma tigrinum, 8206 nucleotides. It is a transcript of the gene atf2, whose product is annotated as activating transcription factor 2. The transcript is spliced from 12 exons. The record is from RefSeq and is a predicted model, not a curated record. The coding region runs from base 371 to 1858 and encodes 495 amino acids. Gene Ontology annotation, molecular function: cAMP response element binding; DNA-binding transcription factor activity, RNA polymerase II-specific. Gene Ontology annotation, biological process: regulation of transcription by RNA polymerase II. NCBI's taxonomy places the organism in Eukaryota, Metazoa, Chordata, Chondrichthyes, Orectolobiformes, Stegostomatidae.